Molecule: messenger RNA, 3237 nt
Organism: Anoplopoma fimbria (sablefish)
Lineage: Eukaryota; Metazoa; Chordata; Actinopteri; Perciformes; Anoplopomatidae
Gene: sdc2
Product: syndecan 2
Exons: 5
Coding region: 286-927 (213 amino acids)
Biological process (GO): cell migration
Cellular component (GO): cell surface; membrane
Source: RefSeq, a predicted model, not a curated record
UGAGAGAGAGAGAGAGAGAGAGAGAGAGAGAGAGAAGGGGGGAGGAAUAACCAAAACGCAACACGUAUCCGGUGGGAUCCCACUCACUCCUGAGAGAGAGAGAAGCGGCAGGAGUUGGAGCGAAGGGUGCAAAGGAAAGCGAGAGGGGAGAGAGAGAGAGAGAGAGAGAGAGAGAGAGAAGAGAGAAGAAGAAGAAGAAGAAAGAAGAAGAGGAGGGGAACAUUUGACAUUUUGCUCGCUACAACGCGUUUUUUUUUUUUUUUUUAAAUUAACGAAAGAGGAAUAAUGAGGAACGUGUGGAUAAUUUUGACCCUCGGGCUGAUCGUCUUCCUCUCCGGGGAAAGGAUAGCAGACGCAGCCAAGACCUCCUCUCAGGGUGAUGACUUGUACCUGGAUGACACAGGCUCAGGAGGUUACUACCCUGAAGACGAUGACGACUUUAGCUCAGGGUCUGGUUCAGGUGGAGGUGAAGAAGUGGUGGAGGAAGCAGUGACUGUCAGUAUGGUUUAUAUCGAGCCCAAUGCAGCAGAACCCACCCAGGACGCCACCAAAGAUUUCACCCCCAGGGUGGAGACAGCCACGGUCAGAGAAAAGACCAGGGACAGCACGCCCAGGAAACCAUUCAGAACAGAGGCACCAGUGCCAGUUACAGAGGACAUCCAGAGGAACCAGAUGACUAGUACGACUAGUGCCCCCGGCUCCCCCCAGGAGGCCAGUGAGGUCCGCACUGAAAACCUCUUCCAGAGGACAGAGGUGUUGGCAGCUGUUAUUGCAGGCGGCGUGAUCGGCUUCCUGUUCGCCAUCUUCCUCAUCCUCCUCCUGGUCUACCGCAUGAGGAAGAAGGAUGAGGGCAGCUACGACCUGGGAGAGAGGAAACCCUCCGGCGCCGCCUAUCAGAAGGCCCCAACCAAGGAGUUUUAUGCAUAAAAACCAUCCCGCCAUCAGAUCGGCCAAUCGCGAGCGACUGUCAAAAAAACCGCAGUCCACGACAACAGCGAACCUGUUCAAACACAACAAGAAGCAACGACAAAAUGUUUUUCAAGGUGAUUAAGGAAAAAAAUAGCAUAAAGAAAGCUUUUGCAUAGAGUAUUGUAAUUAAGACCUUUUCUUUCUUCUUAAAAAAAAAAAAAAAAAAAAAGAAAACCAAGCAUUUCUCAUUUGAUGGCAAAUCUCAGUGUAUUUAAACAUUUAAAAACAGAAAAUAGAAAAACAGGAUCAGUAAAGGCGAGGAAACUAAUCGCAUCUGUCUUCUGAGCGGUUUCUAGUCGCUGACUACUUUUAAUUGUAGCAGUAUGUUACUUGUAAAGAAAAAAACAAUUUAAAAGUGGAAAUAAUUGAAUAUAAUUAUUCUGUAUCAAUCCUACUUUCAUUUUUUAUUUUUAUUUUGUCCUAGCAUGUCUGUUGUUGAUCUCUAAAGGUGUACUACAUUAAUUUAUCUUUUCUCUGAUGUUUAAAAAAAAAAAUUGCCUUUGUAGUUUUGAUGAAGCUCUCCGGUCUUCAUAUUAACGCUGUUAACGGUCAAUGUAAAUGUUCUCCCUUCAGGUUACAAUGUUUAUUAUUUGCUCUCGCAUCAGUUUUUUUUUAGUGAGCGUUUCAUUAUGUCCUGUUUAUUUGUUUGUUCUCUUCUCAUUUUAGCCUUUUUUUUCUCUUCUUUUCAACAGCGUUUUUAUUAACACACCAGGAACAGGUCUUUAAAAGAUUUUUAAAAAAGAUAAGCGCGUCAGGGCUCGAGGAAAAAUUGCAAAUCUUGCUUCUGUUUGGUGUCUAGCCAAACUUCUCAGCUAUUUAAACGCGUUCUGUUUCACAUUGCACAUUCACUGCUCUCUGCUCCCACACUGCUGUCGUGCAGCUCUGAGCUUACGUGAGGGGUGUUUGUGGGGCGACGUUUCUUCUCCGCUGAUUGUGGUGCUUUUUGACCCAUCGCCACCUCCCUCCCCAUAUGUGUCCCCUUGAGUUUAGUGAUUGCACCCUUUCACCCACAAACAUCGCCCCCCUCACCUCACCCCUCUCUCUGUUUACCCUAACCUCCCUUGCUCCCACCAUUCUUUUUAAUCAGAUUGGAGCGCGGCCAGUCGAGUUGUCAACUGGCUCUCUUUUCACUCUACAUGGAGCCACGAGCGUCGCCUGGCUGUUAUAGUCCCUGUCCCGGUGUUGAUGCUCUAGGCCCUAAGAUCAGCUCACCGAAGGGCCGCUACUACUUGGACGCAAACACACCAGGGCCAGGGCCCGAUCCCCACACAACCCCCUCCCCUCUAGAAACGUAUCUUCUCUGUGAGGGAUUGGUAAAUAAGGCUGCACAGAAAAUGUAAGACUCCAGUGUUGUGUCUGAAUAGUCUUUGACAAGACACUCGCGUAGAGGGCUACUCAUGUUUUUGGUCGGUGGUGGCAUUUCAGAAGAGCUCCUGUCGAGAGAUUGGGCUGUUUACCAGGUUUAAAACCUGAGCUUAGCCGAAUACAAGGCCACGUAGCUACAUUAAAUGAGAACACAGCAUUCGGCCACAUGACUUUUUUUUAUUCUUACGAUACGUCGACACAAACUUUCUCUUAAGGGUAUGAAGGCGUUUUGUCCGGCAGGUUUGUGAAGUUGCCUUUUUUUUGUCAGCUGUACAGUAAUGUGAAGUAGAUGCAGUAGAUGCUGUCACAUGAUCCUGACCCCUAACACCACCCACCUGAAGCCGUACAUCUCCAUCCUUUGCCAUUCGUUUAAUCUGCCCAUGAUCCCCAUGUUGCCCACUAACCAUCCUCCUCUCCCCGUCCCUGUUGUCCGCUCUCGUCACAUAGCACCUAAGGUACUGAACCAUACUGAAAAACCCAAAGACUCACAGUAUUUCUACUCUCUGACCCCACCCCCUCCACCAUGGCCACAUCGUGUUGUUUCCUCAUUCUCUUUUUCGUCACUCUUUUAUUUUCUUUUUUUUCUUUCUUUCUUCUCUCUAUUAGAGAUCUGACCUUUGAGUCCAAUUGCUUAUUAGUAUAUGAAAAGAUAUAUAAAUAUAUAUAAAUGUAUAUUCACAAAUGUUUUAAACCUUCAAAGUGCCUACCAUUUGGAAAUGUACUUGCUCAAGGUGAGCACGAGGCGGGUGUGUACACGACGGAGGGGUGUAAACGACUUGACUGGCAUUCUGUGAGCAUGGAUGACUGUAAUGGUAACUUUUUUUUAGUCUUACAAAAGCUGACAGUAUUGUACCUAUAAGUUGAAACAACACUACUGAAUAAACAUUGUGGCCUAAUACCCAA